AAGAAGGGAUGCUUGUGGUCAGUUCUUCUUUUUUUCUCCUCUUUUUUCCCUUUUCUUUUUCAAAAAAACUUUAAAGAUGUGGUUGCAGCCCCUAACCAAUCAAAGCAUGGGAAGUGUGGAAGUAAUGGAAGCAUGUGGAGCUGAGAAGCGGGGGUCUUUCUGACUGACAUCCUCAGUGUCCUAUGGGGAUAGAGUAACGGAGUAGACGGAGCAGGGAACCCACCCAAAGGCAAUUAAGGGUAAAGGACGAAGAAAUUUGAUGAAACUUUUUCGCCAUAGAGAGAUUGCAAGGAUAGCCCCGAAAAUGACGGAUACGCACAGAAGAAUGCAGAUGUCCCCGUUUACACGAUGUAGCCCGAGUUGUUGGGUCUGUUUUUAAUAAAAUUGCGAUAGAAUGCGUUAUACGACCAACUGAAGUUUUUAUUUUUUUAAUCUCCGCCAAGAAGUCUGGAACAAAGCAUUUGGAAGUUAUAUAAAAGCAGAUAAGUAAUUCACAACUGUCAGCACAGUAUGUGGGAUCAGAAAAGGGGUCUACGCAAAUGUGAUACUGAGAUCACAAGUUUCUUCCGAGGACAAUCAAGAUCAAGUUCGACUCAGAUAACGGACGAGAGGGUAUUCAUCUCGGCUCUCUCCGGCGUGACAGAAUAACGUCGGAUGCGUGGAGAGAGUUUUCUACUUUUUUACCCUCAACUAAAAAGGGAUUUUUUUAAAAACUGAUUCACGGGUGUUUUGUCUGUUGCGGGCAUGGGGGCAGCAACUGGCUCAGGCUGGGAAGAAGGGGAGUUCGAGUUUAAGUUGGUGUUUGAGGAGGACCAGACCCGCGGCCCAUCCCCGCUGCGCAACGCCGACCGGGACCCCGGCGCUGUUGGGGAGAGGCCGGACCGAGCCCCCGCUCACCUUGACACCAGCAGCAACACUGAUACCUCCACCCAUGUGGGCCACCCGCUGGGCAUCCCAUCGCCGCCCAGCUCCAGCAGCCAGAGGGCGGGCAUGCACUCCCCGCCCCCCAGGAGGGCCCUGGUGCGGGAGUUCAGUGGCACGUACGAAAGCCUUCCGGCAAGGUCCAUACAGGUGUCUGAGUCCCGAGUGCUGGAGUGCCCGAGCAUCCAGAUCACCACCAUCUCCCCGGAGGACGACUCAGCGCUAGCCGGCGGAGGCUACUGGGACACGGGGGGCGGCGGCUGGGAGCGCGAGCGCCUCUACCUGCCGCUGCUGGACCCCUUCAGCUACCGCGACGGCGGCAUGUCGGGGGGCGCCGGCUCCCUCAGCCCCAGCCCCGCCUCCAGCCCCUCGUCGCGCGGCUGGCUCAGCCCGGCGUCCAGCUGCGAUUCGCUGCUGGCCGAGGAGGAGGAGCUGAACGAGGCCACCUCCCACUUCUGCCUGUCGCCGUCGUCGCGGCCCACCUCCCCCGGCGGCAAGAAGAGGCGGAGCUCGCCGUGCGCCUCCCCGUCCCCGUGCACCUCGCGCCGCGGGAGCUACUCCGAGGAGCAUCCUGUCGCCCUGGAGAUAGGCCAGGGGGGGGACCCCCAGAGCCAAGCUCCGGGUGGUGGUGGUGGCGGCGGCGGCUGUGAGCUGAACAUCCCCCAGAAGACGCGGAAGACAUCGCUGGAGCAGGUGUCCUCCAGAGAGCUGGAGCAGGACCAUGCUCCCCCUGGCCAGUCUCCCCAGUGUCCGGUGCCAGAUCCCCCGCGGGCAAUGAGGCGAGAGCCCCCUUCCCCCUCCCCCUCCAUGGGCAUGAACUACCUGUCUGUGCCCCCUGCACUGGGCUGGGGCAGGACCAGGGCCAGCGCACACAGCCCUCUGUUCAGGUCAAAUGCUCUGCCGCCACUUGAUUGGCCGCUCCCCUCUCAGUUUGACCAAUACGAGCUGCGCAUUGAGGUGCAACCCCGCCCCCACCACCGUGCCCACUAUGAGACGGAGGGCAGCCGAGGGGCCGUCAAGGCGUCGCCAGGAGGGCAUCCCGUCGUCAAGCUUGCUGGGUACACAGACAGACAGCCCCUCUCCUUGCAAGUGUUUGUGGGCACUGCGGAUGACCGAUCCAUCAGACCACACCCAUUUUAUCAGAUCCACAGAGUUACAGGGAAAAUGGUUGGCACUGCCAGUCAGGAGAGUAUCCAGGCGGGAACUAAAUUACUGGAUAUUCCCCUCAACCCAGAGACCAACAUGACUGCUUUAAUUGAUUGUGCAGGUAUUCUGAAGCUGAGGAAUUCGGACAUAGAGCUCAGGAAAGGUGAGACUGACGUGGGGAGGAAGAACACGCGCGUGCGUCUGGUGUUCCGCACGCACAUUCCGCUGGCCCCCGCACUGGCGCCUCCGGGACGGGUGCUCGCCCUGCAGGUGGCCUCUCUGCCCAUCGAGUGCUCCCAGCGUUCUGCCCAGGAGCUGCCGGUGGUGGAGUCGGUGAGCCUGACGUCAUGCUGUGUGGAGGGGGGAGAAGAGCUGCUGCUGGGGGGGUCCAACUUCCUACCCACCUCUCGAGUACUGUUCAUGGAGAGGGGCUCAGAUGGGAAGCUGCAGUGGGAGGAGGAGGCUCAUGUGGAUCACGAUAAAAGCAACGAGUGUCUGCUGUGCGUCCGGGUGCCUCCCUACAGCGACCAAUCAGUGAGCCGGCCUGUGCCCGUGUGCCUGUACGUGUCCAAUGGGAAGAGGAAGAGGAGUGGCACUCACUGCUUCAAGUACCUGCCCCUGAUGUUCAAAGAGCAGGACCCUCUGCUGUCCCACCCCUCAGUGCUGUCCCUGGAGGGGGUGGGGGGCCUCAGGCCUUUUGGGGGCCCCGGGGUAUCGGACGGCGGCCUGCACCUACGAGGUGACACCCCGAUGGACGAGCGAGGUCUGGGCUUCCACCUGCCCCCAUACCCAGGCGACUUCUCCUACUCAGGACCCGGCUAUGGGGACGAGUACUGUCCCAAGCCGGACGGCCAAGACGAGGGUGUGGGUGGAGGAGGCGGAGGAGGCGGAGGCCGGGGAGCUCUGUCUGAGAGGCAGCCCAGCUUCGAGAGCCUGGAGCUGGGCUUCACCGAGCUGCUACCACCCCUGUACCCCCGCGCCGGCAUCCCGCAGCCCCCAUCGCCCUCCCCCUCGCCGUGGCUUGACUCCCCCUACCUGUCGUCGUCCCCGUCUCCCUCGCACUCCUCCUCCCUCAGCCCGUUCCCAGCCAGCAGCCCCAUCUCCUGCUCCCCCUUGCCCCCUCUGGCCCACUCACCCUACCCCACCUACCCCUACCCCUGCCCGUCCCCGCCGGGCACCGUUGGACCCCCGCAGGACCCCUACCCGCCGCCUCCAUAUGGCCACUACGAGGGCUGGGACCUGCAGGGCCACAGGGCAGGGGUAGGGGGCGACAGAGAGGCAGCGGCGGGGGGCAUGAAGAUGCACGAGGGACCCCCGGACUUUGCCGGCUCGACGUCCAUGGACCACAUCACCCUGGAAGAAGUGACUGAGUUCAUCGGCGAGGACAUCAGGUCUCUCCAGUGUGGGUCACACAUGGACAACCGGCCAGGAUGAUCGGCGGGGUGUUGCACCAACCCAUGUUAAAGUGCAUUCAUGAUUUCAUAACAGUAUUUCUACGGCAUUGUAUUUUGUACUAUAUAUAUAUAUAUAUAUAUUGCAUAGACAUAUGGCAACAUAUGGAAGGACUGCAGGUCUUGUUCCACCGUUGGAUUGCAAUUGAAUUACAGGGCCACAGUUGUAAGUAUGUUUGUAUAAAAAAGGGCUUCCUCUCGGAGACAGCACAUUUGAAGGAAAUUAAUGUUUUUAACCUGUUUGCUAAGUAAAUUAUGGAAUUAAAGUCGUAACACUUGUCUACAGACAGCUGUUUGUUAUUAUUUCUCUUUCUGAGCCUUAUUUAUUUAUUCUGUGUCCAUCAA
Molecule: messenger RNA, 3863 nt
Organism: Engraulis encrasicolus (European anchovy)
Lineage: Eukaryota; Metazoa; Chordata; Actinopteri; Clupeiformes; Engraulidae
Gene: nfatc4
Product: nuclear factor of activated T cells 4
Exons: 13
Coding region: 745-3501 (918 amino acids)
Biological process (GO): regulation of transcription by RNA polymerase II; cytokine production; calcineurin-NFAT signaling cascade
Cellular component (GO): transcription regulator complex
Molecular function (GO): transcription factor binding; RNA polymerase II cis-regulatory region sequence-specific DNA binding; DNA-binding transcription factor activity, RNA polymerase II-specific
Source: RefSeq, a predicted model, not a curated record